AUGAAACGCAGUGACUGCCUUGGCUUGAUCCAGGAAUGCCGCAGCAUCACGGUCGCAAGGGAGCUCCACAAGCGCAUCCAAUCGGCGAUCCAUGCCACUGAUCUCUUUCUCCUCAACAAGCUCAUCGAGAUGUAUGGCCGGUGUGGAAGUGCCGAGGAUGCGCGGCUCGUCUUUGAUUCCAUGGCCACAAGGGAUUGUUUCUCCUGGGAUCUCAUGCUCACAGUCUACUGCAAGAACCGCAAGAUCGAUCAAGCCAGGGAGAUAUUCCACUCGAUGCCAGGCAGGAAUCUCGUCUCUUGGAACUCUCUUCUUACUGCAUAUGCCAAAUCUGGGCAUCUGGAUGAAGCCAAGGCGUUGUUUGAUGCGAUGCCGCAGAGAAAUUUGGUGUCCUGGACGACAAUGCUGCUAAUCUUUACACAACACGGCAGAAUCGAGUUAUCAAAAACUAUGUUCGAUGAAAUGCCUGCGAAAGAUUUGGUGGCCUGGACCGCGAUGGUGGUUGCUUAUGCCCAAACUGGGCAUUUUGAGAAAGCGAGAUUGAUGUUUGAUACAAUGCCUGCUAGAAAUCUCGUCUCUUGGAAUGGAUUACUCUCGGCUUUUUCACAGAACGGGUGUUUUAACCAAGCAAAGGAGAUGUUCUUGACAAUGCCUGAGAGGGAUAUCGUCUCGUGGAGUGCCAUGCUUGCUGCAUAUGCCCAGAACAGGCAUCUGGAGGACGCUGUAAGGAUCUUUGCCGAUAUGCCAGAGACGAAUCUAGUGUCUUGGAACGCAAUUCUGUCGGCUUACAGUCACAAUGGAGACGUGGAGAGACCAAAGUUAGCAUUCAGUAAGAUGCCAGAGCACGACAUAGUGUCUUGGAGCGCUCUCCUCGCAGCAUUUGCCCAGGCCGGGUAUUUGGAAGAUGCCAAGAUUGUGCUGGAUACAAUGCCCGAGAAGAAUCUUGUAGCGAGCAAUGUGAUGCUUUCGGCUUACGUCCAAGCUUGUCGAGUUGAGGAUGCCAAGAGCUUAUUCGAUGGAUUGUCGGAGAGGAGUAUUGUGUCGUGGAAUGCGAUGUUAGGUGCGUAUGCUCAGUCUGGAGACAUGGAAAGGUUGAAAGAGCUGCUGGAUCAGAUGCCGCUCCACAACUUGAUCUCGUGGAACACUUGUCUCAGCGCUUUUGCUCAGCACGGGCAGCUCAAGAACGCGAAGAGAUUGUUCUCGGAGAUGGUCGAUCGAGACAUAGUUUCGUGGAGCAUCAUGCUGGGAGCUUAUGCCCAGACCGGCUUCGUGGGCGAGGCCGAGGAGAUCUACAACACAAUGCCGCAGAGGAAUCUGGUGUGCUGGAAUUCGAUGCUCUCGGGAUAUGGCGAGAGCGGGCAACUGAGCAAAGCGAAGCAGCUCUUCGACGAGAUGCCGGAACGAGAUAUCGUCUCGACGAGCGCCAUGGUGGCUGCGUAUUCUCGCCUGGGAUUCGUGGAAGAGGCAAAGCACGUCCUGGACACGAUGCCGCAGCAUAACUCGGUAUCGCUCAACACCUUGCUCGACGCUUACACUCGAAACGGCCACCUCGAGCUCGCAGUGGAGAUGUUUCACGCAAGAAUGCCACAGCGGGACGUGGUGGCCUGGAGCAUUAUGCUGGUUUUGUUCACACAUCUCGGCGGCCAUCUCCGGGAAGCAAAGAGGCUUUUUGAUGGCAUGCCCGAGCGAGACUCCAUCGCUCACAGCGUCAUUCUCUCGGCCUACGCUCACAACGCCGCUCACUUCCACGCGGCUUGCUCCAUUUUCUACGAGACAAAGCUCGCAGCGAUGGCGGACGGAGCCGGCUUUGCAGCGGUGAUCGCUGCUUGCAGCCACGGAGGCAAAGCUUUCGUGGGAAGGGACUUGUUCGUGUCGAUGGUGGCAGAUCACGGCGUGAAGCCGAGUAAGCAGCACUACUCGUGCCUGGUCGAUCUCCUAGCUCGCUCAGGAUAUCUAGUCGACUGCCAGGACCUCAUAGCUCAUAUGCCCUUCGUCCCGGACGCUCUCGAGUGGACGUGCUUGCUCGCGGCUUGUUGCACGCUCGGCGGAAGCAGUGUGGAGAUCGGGGCUCGAGCAGCAGGGUCUCUGGUGGAGAUGGACGCUGGUAGCGCUCAAACUUUUGUGCUGCUCGCAAACUUGCGCUCGUGGUCAGGGGAGAGAGAGAACUUAACCAGAAGAGGUGGACCACUUCUGACCUCACGAGGUCAAAAAGUCAAUGAAAGUCAAUAG
Messenger RNA from Selaginella moellendorffii, 2226 nucleotides. Its product is annotated as pentatricopeptide repeat-containing protein At4g02750-like. NCBI's taxonomy places the organism in Eukaryota, Viridiplantae, Streptophyta, Lycopodiopsida, Selaginellales, Selaginellaceae. The transcript has a single exon. The record is from RefSeq and is a predicted model, not a curated record. The coding region runs from base 1 to 2226 and encodes 741 amino acids. Gene Ontology annotation, molecular function: protein binding.